UUUCUCGCUGGAUUGAUUGUUCUGUGCUUGAUCCCUUGCUUUGCUUGUUAUUUUUGAGAUGGCUGACGAUGUGGAAAAUGAUGAUAACUGGCUAUAUGGCGAAAAUAAUGAUAAUGUUUUGAAGGAAUCUGAGAAAGAACCCUCUCCCGAUAAAGAAAAAUCUUCCGAAGAAACUCCUGCUUCAGUUUCAUUACCGCCUAUUGGUGAUGGUCCCCCAGGAGUUGAUAAUGAAAAUGACGUCGAAAAUGGCACACAAACUGAAGAGAAAGAGGAAGGCGAGGUAGAAAAUAAGCCAAAUGAAGAGGACAGUGAUAAAGAGGAUUUAGAAGAAGAUAGUGACGAUGAUGUAAAUGUUGUUAUUGGAGAUAUCAAAACUACACCUUCGUACACCGCUUUGAACAUCAAAAGGAGUACACUCAUAAAUACUGCAGCUGUAGACAAAACUAAACAGGUUGCUGGCAAAUUUUCAGUUGAGGAAUUUGAUCAAGUUGGUAUGAUAAAUGGAGUACCAGCCACAGAUUAUAAUUUAGAUUCCUUGGAAGAUAAGCCUUGGAGAAAACCUGGAGCUGAUAUAACAGAUUAUUUCAAUUAUGGAUUUAAUGAAGAUACCUGGAAAGCAUACUGUGAGAGGCAGAAAAGGAUACGGGUAUCUGAGUCGGGAAUUGGACUCCAACCUCUAAAUGCUAUUGGUUUACCUCGUGGUCCAAUUCCUAUUUCUAACGAUAAUAGUAAAUAUGCUAAUAACUUUACUGGAAUCAGGAAAGCAGGUCCUCCACCUGGUAGGAGAAUGACAGGUUCAAUCGAUGUUCUUGGGGGAGAACAACCAAAGGAAAAUGUUAUUCAGGUAAUGACUGCUGAUCGCAGAGAGUAUAGUAGAAAACCACCCGGUUUUCCCGAUAUGUCAGUUCCACCACCAGCAGCCACCUUCGAACCUUUUCAACCAGAGUAUGGUUUUAAUCCUGAACCUGAUCCAUAUUUUGGAGGUUAUGAACCAACACAGGAUUGCCAAUGGGGAGCAGUUAAUCAGCCAGCUUGGGCACCAUCCGACAUUAAAUCCCUCACCCCUGGACCUGCUGCCAUGCCUCAUAAUAUGCCCAUGGGACCCCCUGUAGGAAUAACUGGACCACCACUGUCAAGCAGAGACAGGGAUAGAGAUAGAGAUAGGAGUCCAUCCCACCAUAGAGAAGAUAGAGAUCAUGAUCGAGAAAGAGAUAGAGAUCGGGAAAGCAAAGUUAGGGAAAGAUCAGAAAAACCCAGAGAUCGAGAGAGAGAAAGGUCCCAUAGAAGAGAUAGGUCAAGGAGUAGAUCUAGGCGUCAUAAGUCUAGGUCAAGAAGUCCAAGUCAUAGAUCUCAUAGGAAAAAGAAGUCAAGGAGACACGAAGAGAGAGACAGUGAAUGAAUUCAAUAUUUAAAUUACUUUCCAUUUGAUUUAUCCAUUCUAGUUUGUUAAGUUCUAAUUGGAAAAAGAUAACGGUUUUAUUUAUGUAAAUUAAUUAGUGAUACAAAAUGAAAUACAAUUUUAUAUGUGGAUACUAUUCAAGACUAAUAAAGUUAUUCCAUGAA
Messenger RNA from Coccinella septempunctata (seven-spotted ladybird), 1563 nucleotides. It is a transcript of the gene Fip1, whose product is annotated as pre-mRNA 3'-end-processing factor FIP1. Bases 59 to 1399 code for a protein of 446 amino acids. Gene Ontology annotation, molecular function: RNA binding. Gene Ontology annotation, cellular component: mRNA cleavage and polyadenylation specificity factor complex. The record is from RefSeq and is a predicted model, not a curated record. The transcript is spliced from 5 exons. NCBI's taxonomy places the organism in Eukaryota, Metazoa, Arthropoda, Insecta, Coleoptera, Coccinellidae.